AAAUAUUGUUUUGAUGUCUAUUUUCCACGUCCGCAUCCAAAGCCCUUACUUCAUCGCAUUUCCCCCAAACCAAUCCUCCAAUUUCAUGUCCGAUUCUAUCUAUCUUAAUCCAACCCUAAUAAUUCCGGGAAAAAAAAAAAUUCAAUUACGAUAUAUAAAUACAGUACGGUUAUAGAAUUUUGCAUGUAUGGGGGCAGCGGGGUCGAAACUGGAGAAGGCGCUCGGAGACCAAUUCCCUGAAGGCGAGCGAUAUUUUGGCCUCGAAAAUUUCGGCAACACUUGCUAUUGCAACAGCGUUCUUCAGGCUCUUUAUUUCUGUGUUCCAUUCCGCGAGCAGUUGCUAGAAUAUUAUUCAAAUAACAAAAGUCCGGCUGAUGCAGAUGAAAAUCUCUUGACGUGCCUAGCAGAUUUAUUUACACAGAUAAGCUCGCAAAAGAGAAAAACUGGUGUAAUUGCUCCAAAGCGGUUUGUACAGAGAUUGAGGAAGCAAAAUGAAAUUUUUCGUAGCUUUAUGCACCAGGAUGCUCAUGAAUUUCUCAACUAUUUGUUAAAUGAACUGGUUGACAUACUGGAGAAAGAGGCUCGCGCUUCUAAGAGUGAUCAAGAAUCUUCAUCUCCAUCGGAAAAGAUUUCUAAUGGACCAAAUAAUAUGUCUGCUAAUGGUCCUCAAAAGGAGCCUAUAGUCACUUGGGUGCACAAAAAUUUCCAGGGUAUUUUGACAAAUGAAACGAGGUGCUUACGUUGCGAGACUGUGACAGCAAGAGACGAAACAUUUCUGGACUUGAGCCUUGAUAUUGAACAGAACAGUUCUAUUACAAGUUGUCUAAAAAAUUUUAGUUCAACUGAGACUUUAAAUGCAGAAGACAAAUUUUUCUGUGACAAGUGUUGCAGUUUACAGGAGGCCCAGAAGAGAAUGAAGAUUAAAAAGCCACCUCACAUCCUGGUCAUUCAUUUGAAGAGAUUUAAGUUCAUCGAACAACUUGGCCGGUAUAAAAAGCUAUCUUACCGUGUCGUCUUCCCUCUCGAGCUGAGGCUGAGCAAUACAGUUGAGGAUGCGGAUACUGAAUAUUCCCUGUUUGCUGUGGUAGUCCAUGUAGGGAGUGGUCCGAACCAUGGACACUACGUCAGCCUCGUGAAAAGUCACAACCAUUGGUUAUUUUUUGACGAUGAGAAUGUGGAGAUGAUUGAGGAGUCUGCUGUUCAGACUUUCUUUGGUGCAGCGCAGGAGUAUUCUAGUAAUACAGAUCAUGGCUACAUUUUAUUCUACGAGAGACUCGUUUGCUAGUAGCACUAAUUGACAGAGGGAGAGCUCCAAUUUUAGUAUGACAUAAUAUUUCCAACUUCCAAGCAUUUUUUUCUUUUCUUUUUUUUUUUUGGUCCUGUUUUCUGUUAUUCCUUGUUACGGGAAUUUUUUAUAGUAGUGGCUUGUGAUGAAACUUUUGAGCAUAUACUUGGGUUUUCUGUAAAGUUGAUAGUGAAGCUCAUUUUCCUUUUUACAAUAAGCGAGAUAAAUGUAUUCCAUUUAUAGAUAUUUCACUGAUUCUGCAGUGGAUUUUGUUUGUUGAUCCACUGUAUUCUUGCUAUGUUUUUCAGAUUUUGCUGAAUGUUGUCUACUAAUCAUUAAUCA
Olea europaea var. sylvestris is the source of this 1627-nucleotide messenger RNA. RefSeq names its product ubiquitin carboxyl-terminal hydrolase 3. The record is from RefSeq and is a predicted model, not a curated record. NCBI's taxonomy places the organism in Eukaryota, Viridiplantae, Streptophyta, Magnoliopsida, Lamiales, Oleaceae. Gene Ontology annotation, molecular function: cysteine-type endopeptidase activity; cysteine-type deubiquitinase activity. Gene Ontology annotation, biological process: protein deubiquitination. Bases 188 to 1285 code for a protein of 365 amino acids. The transcript has 6 exons. Gene Ontology annotation, cellular component: nucleus; cytosol.